Messenger RNA from Stomoxys calcitrans (stable fly), 797 nucleotides. RefSeq lists its product as uncharacterized. NCBI's taxonomy places the organism in Eukaryota, Metazoa, Arthropoda, Insecta, Diptera, Muscidae. The transcript has 2 exons. Gene Ontology annotation, cellular component: nucleus. The record is from RefSeq and is a predicted model, not a curated record. Bases 207 to 797 code for a protein of 196 amino acids.
UAGUCACAACGAAUUCCUGUCGUUUAUUGUGAAUGGUAUUACAUAUGUCGUUUUUCGCCUGAAAUGCGACUAUGUUUAAAAUCUAUUACAUUUUUUGGUAUUAUGUAUGCCGUUUUUUAACGAGAAAUUCGACAGAAACAGUCGUAGAGAAUUUUUCAAGUGACAAGAUUAAAAAUUACAAAAACUGAAUAAAAAUAAUUAGAAAAAUGAAUAACAGCAAAACGAUAAAGAAAACGACACCAAAACAAUUUGAAGCUCUUGUGGAUUUUAUGUGUCAAAACCCAAAUAUAGCUAAAGGAUACCAUAAAAACACAGACAAGUUGUCCAUUAAAGAGCAGUGGAAUAAUUUGCAAAGGAAGCUGAAUAGUUUAGGCCCUCCCACACGUGAGGCUGAAGGUUGGAUGAAGGUAUGGGCAGAUAUGAAGAGCAGCGUUAAGAAGAAAAUCGUGCACAAUAAGAUGGAAAGCCGUGCAACUGGUGGAGGCAUUUUCAACCAGAAGUUGUUGACACCUUUGGAGGAGGCAGUAGCAGGACUACUGCAAAUCAAUUCUAUUGUAAGUCCAGAAUGCCCAUCCAUCGGUGUUCAAAGCUCACCGGUAAACCUGAUUCAAGAAAUUUUGGAGGACGAAGUUGAUGGACACGUCAGCGAGGACAAUGUAGAAGUGGAUAUCCAACCCAAUACUUCCACUCGAAAAAGGAAGCAACGAACUGUGGACAAAAAUGUACUUCUGGAUCAACAGCUUAUAAUUAAGAUUAAGAUUAUAAGCAUUGGUUUCGUCUUCUUCGUCAGAAGAUGA